Ipomoea triloba (trilobed morning glory) is the source of this 1041-nucleotide messenger RNA. RefSeq lists its product as uncharacterized. Lineage: Eukaryota; Viridiplantae; Streptophyta; Magnoliopsida; Solanales; Convolvulaceae. The coding region runs from base 1 to 1041 and encodes 346 amino acids. The transcript has a single exon. Gene Ontology annotation, molecular function: catalytic activity. The record is from RefSeq and is a predicted model, not a curated record.
AUGAGUGUUCUUAGCUGGAACUGUCGUGGCUUGGGCAAUUCACGGACAGUUCGCGAGGUUAUGGACCUAGUGUCCCGUAAGAAGCCCGAAUUUGUGUUCUUAAUGGAAGCCAAGGUGGGUCGGAACCAUGCUGAGCGGCUCCGAGUCAAACUUGGUUAUGAAGGAUUAUUUUAUGUUGAUAAUGUGGGUUUGAGUGGUGGACUUGCACUGUUGUGGAGAAAGAACUGUACUGCUAGGCUGUUGAGCUAUUCGAGAAAUCAUGUGGACGUGGAGGUCACAAUUGCAGGGCUAGAAAGUUGGCGGAUGACGUGUUACUAUGGUUUCCCCGAACGGAGCAGGCGAAGGGAUUCAUGGGAUUUAUUAAGGUCCCUAGCUGGUAGAUCGUCGCUUCCUUGGGUGGUGGUGGGGGAUUUCAAUGAUCUCCUAUAUCAGUCAGAGAAGCGAGGAGGAAACCCGCAUCUAGAUGCUCUCCUUCGCGGUUUUGGGGAGGCUAUGGAUGAUUGCAGCUUGGCACAGUUACCGAUGAGGGGGUAUCAGUUUACCUGGGAAAGGGGUAGGGGUACUGGAGAUUGGUUGGAGGAGAGGCUGGAUAAAGUCAUGGUCAAUGAUCACUGGCGUGGAAUGAGGGAAGGAGCUUUUGUUGAGAACAUUCUAACACGAACCUCGGACCACUCCGCUUUGUUUCUGUGCAUUGAUGGAUCCCCUUCGGCUGUUGGCACUGGGAGGGUGGGAUUCAGAUUCAAAAUGGCCUGGCUACUUGAUGAAGGUUGUAGGGAGGUGGUGGAGAGUGCAUGGCAGGAGGGAAGAGAUGGAGGCUUGAUGAGUUGUGUGAAUCUAUGUGGUAUCCGUUUGCGGAGGUGGGGUGGUGACCAUUUUCACAAGUUUGGAGAGCGUAUCAGACAUCUCCGUGGACAUCAACUACAACUCCGUGGGCUUAGGGACCCGGCCUCUCUGGCUGAGUUCAGGCGGGUGGAGGAGCAGCUGGCUCGCCUCGAGGCUCAGGAGGACAUUUUUUGGAGCCAACGUGCCAAGCAACACUAG